ACUUUGGGAGCUGGCAAUGAAAGGAAUGGUGCUGGGGAUGGAUGUGGAGGGCUCAAAUAAAGACCACUUAGGUGAAGUCUGUCUGAGAAGUCAUUAGAUAGCAAGCUCUCCUUCCCUGUUUCACACUAGCAGGAUACUGCUGCUCUCCCACCAGGAGACUGGAGGCUCUUCUCUUUGAGAACAUAAAACGGGAUCUUUGAACCUGGAGACCCCAGGCACAAUUAUGAGGCUACAUUUAUGAAAACAGACAGUGAAGGCUGAAGCCCUUCAUCCUCCUCCAGUUUAAAUCCCAGAACUUUUUGCAGCCGGUCUAAUACCUUUGAGGCUCUAUAUGAGAAUUGUACACACACAUACACGUAAAGGGAAGGAUCUGUACAAUAAAUUAGUCACAGUGAUGGCUUCUGGGAAGGGAAAGGAACUUUGUGGCUGAGGGAAAAAAUGUGAAGAGACUUAACUAUUCACACAUUUUUAUUCUUUUAAAAUAAUGUACCAUGUGCAUAUAUUGCCUAUUCAAAAAUGAAAUGUAUUUCUUAAAUGCAAAUGAAUACACCCUUUGAGACAAGAAUUUAUAGAUAAUGUCUACACAUGUGUAAAAUAAUGUUAAGUACAGUGCCACUCAUUGCAGUAUUGCUUUAGCAAAAGAUUAGAAACAGUCUCAAUUUUCAUUAAUAGAUGGUUGGUAAAAUAAAUUUUGUACAACUCUCUCUUGGAAUAUUUUGUAGUCAUAAAAAAACAAUGAAAUAAGCUCAUUGUAUAAAAAAAGAGUAAUCACAAAGAUACAUGUUGGGGAGGAGGUUCAGAAAAAAAUAUAUCACUAGUUUUAUAAAAAAAGAUGUGUGUAUGUAUAUAUGUAUAUAAAAUAUCUGAAAGAUAAGCAGAACAUUGAUUGCCUUUGAAGAGGGGAUCUGGAUGGUAAGACAAAAGUGGGAUUAGGGAGAGACUUUUCAAUGUAUAUUUUUGUACCUUUUGAACAUGUUACUCAGUGAAUAAAUUAGUAAAUGUUAAUAGGAAAAAAAUUGAUGAAGAUCCUGAUGUUAAGCAUAUCCUGAAUAAUAAAAGAUCUCUUACUACAGGAAAGAAUACUGCGUAACAAUCCUGAAAUCUUAGUGGCUCACAGCAUUUCAUGCCCUUGAUUCUUCAGGUAGACAUUUCAUGGUUCUUCAGUGGUUUAGAUGUUGAUUGGGCUAGGCUGGACUCCAGACUUCAGUUUUGAGUUCAGAUCUGCUCCAUGUAUCUUCAUUGUGGAACCUGGGCUGAAAAAGCAAAAAUAUGUGGAGUGUACUUUUCUUGGGGCUGAAGGGAGAUGUCCUUUGCUUCUCAGAUGUAAUGCACUUUAAGUUUGUUAUUCAACAGUGAAAAUGAGUCAUACAGAGGUAAAAUUAAAAGUACCUUUUGGAAAUAAAUUGCUAGAUGCUGUUUGUUUGGUACCUAACAAGAACUUAACAUAUGGAGUCAUUCUUACACAUGGAGCAUCAGGAGAUAUGAAUCUCCCUCAUUUGACAUCACUGGCAUCCCAUCUUGCCUCUCAUGGGUUUUUUUGCCUGAGAUUUACCUGUAAAGGCCUUAAUAUUGUACAUAGAAUUAAGGCAUAUAAAUCAGUUUUGAAUUACUUAAAGACCUCAGGAGAAUACAAACUUGCAGGUGUUUUCCUUGGAGGUCGUUCAAUGGGCUCAAGAGCAGCUGCUUCUGUACUGUGUCAUGUUGAGCCUGAUGAUGCUGAUGAUUUUGUUCGAGGUCUCAUUUGUAUUUCCUAUCCACUGCACCAUCCAAAACAGCAGCAUAAACUUAGAGAUGAAGAUCUCUUUCGUAUAAAAGAUCCUGUACUGUUUGUGUCAGGCUCAGCAGACGAAAUGUGUGAAAAGAACUUGUUGGAGAAAGUGGCACAGAAAAUGCAAGCUCCUCAUAAAAUCCACUGGAUUGAGAAGGCAAAUCAUUCCAUGGCAGUGAAAGGACGGUCAACAAAUGAUGUUUUCAAAGAAAUAAAUACACAGAUUUUGUUUUGGAUCCAGGAAAUCACUGAAACGGACAGGAAAUAAUGGUCUAUAAGUUAAAGACUAUGUUAUUUUGAAUACAAAUAGAGUUAAUUUGUUAAAGAAGAGCAUACUUCUCAGCAUUAUGAGAUAUAUUUCAGACUAUUUAAUGUUCUUUCAUGUUCCCCCAUUUUUAAAACUCAUUUUAAUUGUGAAAUUAAUGUACUCUAUAAAAUGUCCCUUGAAAGUACUGGUAUAGUUGUAUAAAGAUGAUGUACAAAUAUUGAAAGUGGUCUAAAUAUAAUUUAUUUUCUUUAAUAUAGUUAAGUUUUGAAAAAUUAAAUGUUGAAUUUUGUUACAACAGAA
This is a messenger RNA of Cervus elaphus (red deer), 2336 nucleotides long. RefSeq names its product testis expressed 30 (gene TEX30). NCBI's taxonomy places the organism in Eukaryota, Metazoa, Chordata, Mammalia, Artiodactyla, Cervidae. Bases 1359 to 2036 code for a protein of 225 amino acids. The transcript is spliced from 6 exons. The record is from RefSeq and is a predicted model, not a curated record.